AUGGCAUAUGAUCAAUUGCCAAAGGCAAUGCGGGCCCUCGUCCACAACCAGACACUUCAGACCCUAAAGCUUGCCGACUCAUGGCCAGUCCCAAUACCAAGCCAAGGCGAGCAUCUGUUGAGAGUCGAUUCGGUCGCCGUCACCAAUGGAGAGCUGCUGUGGCCUCGUGGGCCUGAUCUCAACGAAAGCCACCCUGGAGUCGAGAUGGCUGGCGAGGUCGUGACUGCACCCCCAACAUCCAAGUUCCGCGCUGGCUCCAAGGUCUACAUGCGCACGACAUUUCCAAACCCUGGUUCCGCCAGAGAGUACUCGAUCGGCCUGGAGAAUGAGAUGGCCCGCCGGCCAGACAGUAUCAAAGCCGCCGAGGCAGCCUGUGUACCCGUUUCAAGCCUCACUGCUUGGCAGGCACUUUUUGUUCAUGGCGGAUGUUCUCCUCAGUUUGACCAUGCUGAAAAUCCCUCGCCAGAGAACAGAAAGAGAGUCCUAGUCAACGGGGCGGCGGGCGGGGUUGGGCUCUGGAUGACCCAACUUGCUCAUGCCGCCGGAUUUUGGGUCGCUGGGACCUGCAACACCCGCAAUGCUGGCCUGGUGCGGGAAUUGGGAGCUAGCGAGAUCAUCGAUUACACAAAGACAUCGAUCUCGGAGUGGGCUAGGAACAAUCCCCAGAGCAAGGUUGACUUAGUCCUGGACUGUGUUGGAGGAGAUAGCCUGAACCAAACUUGGCAUGCUGUACGUGAGCACGGCUUGGUCCUCAGUAUUGCACCGCCAAAGGAUAUGGUCUGGAGGUUCGUUCUAGACCGACCUGACGGUAUCAGUGACACCAUUGAAGGCAAGUUCUUCAUCAUGGAGCCGAACGGUGAACAUCUCCAGAAGAUCACUGAGCUCAUCGAGGCUGGAAAAGCGAGACCGGUGGUCGAUAGCGUGUUCAAGUUCGAGGAUUAUCAAAAAGCAUUCGAUCGGGUGGGCAGCGGGCGGACUACAGGGAAAGUUGUCAUUCAAAUUAGGGAACAGGGUGGUGCGAAUUGA
Exophiala aquamarina CBS 119918 is the source of this 1026-nucleotide messenger RNA. RefSeq lists its product as uncharacterized. Bases 1 to 1026 code for a protein of 341 amino acids. NCBI's taxonomy places the organism in Eukaryota, Fungi, Ascomycota, Eurotiomycetes, Chaetothyriales, Herpotrichiellaceae. The transcript has a single exon. The record is from RefSeq and is a predicted model, not a curated record. Gene Ontology annotation, molecular function: oxidoreductase activity.